CGCAGCGCAGCACUAGAGAACGCCCCGGUGUCCGCGCCCCAUUGCCAGCGCCUCGACGCGCAGUGUCCGCAGUCUGCCGCGUCCGCCGCUCCCUUAGGCGGGCAUGGGGCAGGCGGACUGAGCGCCGCUCCAGCCGCCUCGACCCGCCCGCCCGAGUCGCUGUACCUCUAGCCGCGGCCCGGGAGCGCACGGCGAUGGCAAAGGCGACGGCCGGUUCCUCGGGGCUGCGGCUGCUGCUGCUGCUGCCGCUGCUCGGCGAAGCCACGCUGGGCCUCUACUUCUCGAGAGAUGCCUACUGGGAGAAGCUGUACGUGGACCAGCCAGCUGGCACACCACUGCUGUAUGUCCACACGCUUCAAGACCUGCCUGGCGAGGUGCCCAGCUUCCGCCUGGGCCAGCACCUCUAUGGUGCCUACCGCUCACGGCUCCACGAGAAUGACUGGAUCCGCAUUCAGGAGGACAUGGGCCUCCUCUACCUGAACCAGAGCCUGGACCAGAGCACCUGGGAGGAGCUCAGCUCCCGCAGCCCUGCUGACUCUUUCUCUGCAGAUGGCGGGUUCCCACUGCUCACCGUCCACCUCCAGGUCUUCCUCUCGCCUGCAUCCCUGCGCGAGGGUGAGUGCCAGUGGCCAGGCUGCGCCCGUGUGUACUUCUCCUUCAUCAACGCCUCCUUCCCCACCUGUAGGUCCCUCAAACCCAGGGACCUCUGCUUCCCAGAGACAGGCCUGUCCUUCCGCAUCCGGGAGAACAGGCCCCCGGGCACCUUUCACCAGUUCCGCCUGCUGCCUGUGCAGUUCCUCUGCCCCAACAUCAGCGUGGCUUACCGGCUCCUGGGAGGUGAGCACCUGCCCUUCCACUGCAGCCCAGACAGCAUGGAGGUGAGCACACGUUGGGCCCUGGACCGAGAGCAGCAAGAGAAGUACGAGCUGGUGGCUGCAUGCACAGUGCGGGCUGGCUCCCGUGAGGAGGAGGUCAUGGUGCCCUUUCCUGUGACUGUGUAUGAUGAGGACGACUCGCCACCCACCUUCCCUGGGGGCCUUGACACCGCCAGCGCUGUGGUGGAGUUCAAGCGGAAGGAGGGCACUGUGGUUGCCGCGCUGCGGGUCUUCGAUGCAGAUGUGGUCCCUGCAUCCGGGGACCUCCCCAGGCGGUACACGAGCACGCUGCUCCCCGGGGACGCCUGGGCGCGCCAGACCUUCCGCGUGGAGCACUCUCCCAAUGAGACUUUGGCCCCAGGCAACGGCAGCUUCGUGCGGGCCACUUUGCACGAAUACAGGCUUGUGCUGAACCGCAGCCUCUCCAUCUCAGAGAGUCGCAGCCUGCAUCUGACCGUGCUGGUCAAUGACUCAGAUUUCCAGGGUGCCGGGGACGGUGCUCUCCUCCUCCACUUCAAUGUCUCUGUGCUACCCAUCAGCCUGCGUUUCCCCAGCACUUACUCUUUCGUGGUGAACAGGAGGGCCCGCCGCUUUGCCCAGGACCAGUGUGGGUGGUACCAGGGCCUGAACAGCAUGGUCAGCCCAAGGAGGCUUGGUACCCGUCUGCAUGAUUGGCCUGUGCAUCAGGUCGGGAAGGUCUGCGUGGAGCACUGCCUGGAGUUCAGCGGCAUCCUCGUCCAGUAUAAACUACAGCCUUCUGGGGCCAACUGCAGCACUCUGGGGGUGGUCACCUCAGCAGAGGACACCACUGGGACCCUGUUUGUGAGUGACCCGGAGGUUCUGCGGCAGCCCGAAUGUGCUGAGCUCCAGUACAUGGUGGUGGCCGCUGACCGGCAGACGCGCAGGCAGGCCCAGGUCCAGCUGCUCGUCACGGUGGUGGGAACCUAUGUGGCCGAGGCAGCUGGCUGCCCCCUGUCCUGUGCGGUCAGCAAGCGGCGCCCCGAGUGCGAGGAGUGUGGUGGCCUGGGCUCCUUGACCGGCAGGUGUGAGUGGAGACAGGGCGAUGGCAAAGGGAUCACCAGGAACUUCUCAACCUGCUCCCCCAGCACCAGGACGUGCCCUGAUGGCCACUGUGACGCUGUGGAAAGUAGAGACUUACACAUUUGUCCCCAGGACUGCCUCCGGGGAGGCAGCAUCAUUGGUGGCCACGAGCCAGGGGAGCGGCGGGGAAUUAAAGCUGGCUAUGGCAUCUGUAACUGCUUCCCUGAGGACAAGAAGUGCUUCUGUGAGCCAGAAGACAGCCAGGAGGCACUGUGUGACGAGCUCUGCCGCACAGUCAUCGCGGCAGCUGUCCUCUUCUCCUUCGUCGUCUCUGUGCUUCUGUCCUCCUUCUGCAUCCAUCGCUACCAUAAGAACGCCCAUAAACCACCCAUCGCCUCAGCUGAGAUGACUUUCCGCCGGCCUGCCCAAGCCUUCCCAGUCAGCUACUCCUCGUCUGCCACCCGCCGACCCUCGAUAGACUCCAUGGAGAACCAGGUCUCGGUGGAUGCCUUCAAGAUCCCGGAGGACCCAAAGUGGGAAUUUCCUCGGAAGAACUUGGUUCUCGGAAAAACUCUGGGAGAAGGUGAAUUUGGAAAAGUGGUCAAGGCAACAGCCUUCCGACUCAAAGGCAAAGCAGGCUACACAACCGUGGCUGUGAAGAUGCUGAAAGAGAAUGCCUCCCCAAGUGAGCUGCGGGACCUGCUGUCAGAGUUCAACCUCCUGAAGCAGGUCAACCACCCCCACGUCAUCAAGCUGCAUGGGGCCUGCAGCCAGGAUGGGCCGCUCUUCCUCAUCGUGGAGUAUGCCAAAUAUGGCUCUUUGCGGGGCUUCCUCCGGGAGAGUCGCAAGGUGGGGCCCAGUUACGUGGGCAGCGGUGGCAGCCGCAACUCCAGCUACCUGGACAACCCAGAUGAAAGGGCCCUGACCAUGGGUGAUCUCAUCUCCUUUGCCUGGCAGAUCUCCCGGGGGAUGCAGUACCUGGCUGAGAUGAAGCUUGUCCAUCGUGACCUGGCAGCCAGAAAUGUUCUGGUAGCCGAAGGGAGGAAGAUGAAGAUUUCAGACUUCGGCCUGUCCCGAGAUGUUUAUGAAGAGGAUUCCUACGUCAAGAGGAGCAAGGGUCGGAUCCCCGUCAAAUGGAUGGCAAUUGAGUCCCUUUUUGAUCAUAUCUACACCACCCAAAGUGACGUGUGGUCCUUUGGUGUCCUACUAUGGGAAAUUGUGACCCUGGGGGGGAACCCCUACCCAGGGAUCCCCCCAGAGCGGCUCUUUAACCUUCUGAAGACAGGCUACCGGAUGGAGAGGCCCGACAACUGCAGCGAGGAGAUGUAUAGUCUGAUGUUGCAGUGCUGGAAGCAGGAACCAGACAAGAGGCCGGUGUUUGCCGACAUAAGCAAAGACCUGGAGAAGAUGAUGGUUAAGAGCAGAGACUACUUGGAUCUUGCUGCAUCCACCCCAUCUGAUGCACUGCUCUAUGACGACAGCCUCUCGGAAGAGGAGACGCCCCUCGUGGACUGUAAUAAUGCUCCCCUCCCUCGAACCCUCCCUUCCACAUGGAUUGAAAACAAACUCUAUGGCAUGUCAGACCCGAACUGGCCUGAAGAGAGUCCUCUACCACUCACAAGAUUCGAUGGCACUAACACUGUGUUCCCAAGAUAUGCAAAUGAUAGUGUAUAUGCUAACUGGAUGGUUUCACCCUCAGCGGCAAAAUUAAUGGACAAGUUUGAUAGUUAACGUUUCCUUGUGAAAGGUGAUGGACUCAUAAGGGGAUGCAACAUGCCAGGAAUGGAGAGGCCACCGGCUCCUUCUUUGUGCAUUCAAGCUGGUUAAAAAAAGCCAACGUUAAUUUCCAAGGUGGCAAACUCGUUUUCAGUAGUUUGUUUUAACUGCUUUCCAAAGUGGCAUUACUUAUGAUAGCUGGUAAUUUUCCCUCCUGGGAAACACAUCAAACUGGAUAAGAGUUCUAAGUCAAGUGUUUAUUUAUUCUUUCUUAUUCAGUUCCCCGCAGAGUCCAGGGUUGCUAUGUGUUUAUCAGUAGAGACCACACACUUCACACUUAUAAGUGUUUGGGUUUGUCCCUUGUCUAAAAAUAUGUACCUGAACUGUUUGAUUUUUCUGGUUGCCACCAAACAAGGCAACAAGAUUCAACCGUGAAGCACACUCUCAAAAAGGCAGCAGGAAAAAAACGGGCCAAAAUGUCCUGCACUCGUUUCAGAAUCAGAACCCAGCAAGGUCUUAAUAGUGGUGUCAAAGCCUUGCCAAGGAUGGAGAGGAUAAGGGGAACCUCAGGACAGUCCUCGCCCCAACGUUUGAUAUCUUGAAGGUGAUUUUUUUUAAAAAUCAUGUCACCUUAUCUUAGGAAGACAUUUGAUUUUGAUCAUGUUUAAAAUGAUUCAUAGAUUUAGCACAAUGGAGAGAUUUGAUACCGUAUUUACUAUUCAGACAGGCUGACAUGAGGAGAGGGCUCACAAGAUGCAUUUGUCCCAAUUAGACCACUGCAGCAUCGUUGCAUAUUCAGCACUAGUGACCAUUACCCUGGCCCGGGGACGGCAUGGGGGAAGUGGGCGUGUGAGCAGAGUGGCCUCCUGAGAACCGCUGACAGCAGCCCAUCCUCAUCAGGUUUCCGCUCGCUGGCUGCCAGCCUCCAAAAGUGGUGGCACAUUCUGUACCUGAGGAGGAGGUGGGGCCUGGGCUCAGUGUAAUUUGUAUCUCAUCAACUGCGUUUUAAAAGGGACAGUUCAGCUAGUUGUUAGAAGUAGCAUUAACAGCGACCAAGGAUUGCUAUACCUGUGAUCACAGUUCUGACGUGGAAAAGACAAUGUUUUGGCUCUUAGAGAGCUUGUAUGAAAAGGCAUAUGUAUUAGCUCCUCCUGUGUUUGUAAUUCACUGCUGCUAUAGCCAGAGGUUUUUGUUUCUUAGAUUCUGACCAUGACCACAUGCUUUUUGUUAUUCUUCAGGGUUUGCUAGUGGUCACACGCACUUCAGUCUUGUGGGGUGGCCUUCAGGGAGUCUCAGGAGCCCUGCCUUUGUCCACACAGCCUGCUCCUUUCUGUAAUUCUGCAGGAAAGGGUUGGGUUACCAAAACACUGCCUGAUCUUCAAAUUUAAAGCACUGUGAUAGGACUUAAAAUAGUUUUACUGAAUUGCUGUAUUUUAUAGACGUUUCACAAAAGCAGGAAGACUUGGAUGAAUAUGUGAUGGAGACUCAUGUGUGCAUGCACACAUGGCCAGAGAGGUGGAAAAUACUUACUGGGGAUGCAACAUGGCUUUAGUUUCAACCACUUUUGAGAUACACUGUGAUAGUUCUUUUACAAAUACCUACAAUUGUAGUAAACUUUUGGUUUUCAGAUGUGUUUAAUGACAGUCUUGUUAAAUGCAGAAAUAAUGAUAAACUCUCUGAAAUUAUUUGAAAUGCCUACUAAGUGAGUGUGAAUUGCUGCAGCAGGUUUGUUCUUAGUGAGGUGGAAACCCCAUGUCUUUACCGCUGACCCAGUAAUGGGGAGUUAGCCCUCGACUAAUAAUCUAGUUAUCUAUUUCUAAGUUGUAAACAUACCCAUAUGUAUCAGUCCUAUCAGGCAGACUUUUCAUAGGCAUAUAUGCAGAAGUUAUAGAAGUACUAAAUAUUACUGAGUAAUUAGUAGCAAUGUUUCAUUUAUUAAAAGUUGUAAAACCUAUCUGUGGAAGGUAAUUUGUUUUUGUAAUCAAGGUGACUAAGAGAACAAUUUCAAUUAUGUAAAUAAAAUCAUGUAUCAUGAAAUGUGUAAACUUACUUUCUCUUCUUAACUUCCUAGUUGGAAACAUCAGAUUUCAGAUUUUGAAGUUUCAAUACAAAGAUUAAAAUAUAACAAGAGAAUCUAUCAUGGUAACCACUGGGGAAUUAAUCGUGAUGGAAGGGCUAGAAGGCUCUUGAUGAUAUUACUGACUUAUUUUUUAAAAAAAAGUAUGUGAGUAUGCACACUUAUAGCAACUAUUAAAAACUCAGUUAAUCCUGUCAUUCAAGGGAUUCCUUCCUUCAAGUCCCCCUUCCCUAGACUAGAGCAACCGCCAUGUUGAGUUCAGGUGUUCACAGUUCUCUAGUAAUUUGCUUGCUGUUUAUUUCUUGAAGAUGGAGUUGGAGAGUUGUGGAGGAGAGAACGUAAAAUGUGUAGUCAUGAGUGAAGUUCCAUCAGAAGACAGAAGAAAAAAUUUGCCCUGAACCCCUGUGAAGCUUAAAAUACUAAGUGCAGAUGUGUCAUGUCUUCCUGUUGGGUUGCGUGGGAAUUCUGAGAGGUCUUCUGAUACCUUGAGAAGGAGCAGGUGACAUCCCUGAUCCAGAGUAAAGGGAGUUUUCCUGGAGUGUGGCCUGCACCACCUUUUGUCAUACAAGAAAUAAAAGGAAAAGGGAGCAAGCAGAGAAUUUGGACCUCAUAACACCAAGAAAGCAGUGCCGGGAGCAGAGCACAUCCUUUGGACCCAGGGUUCCUCUGCAGAGAAGCUCCUAGUCCAGGGGAAGAUUGAUGACAAGGACCUUCCUCCAGAGCCAACAGAGAGAAAGCCUUCCCCUGGUGCUGGUGUCCUGAAUUUGGAUUUCUAGCCUACUAGACUGUGAGGAAAUAAAUUUUUCUUUGUUAAAGCCAUCCACUUGUGGUAUUUCUGUUAUAGCAGCACUUGAUGACUAAGACGUUACAUAACUGCCAAAUUGCAUCAUUACACAACUGCCAAACUAAAUCAUUACAUAACUGCCAGACCACUGAGAAUCAUGGCCCAGCCAAGUUGACACAACCUUAAUCAUCACAGUAGUAUUCACAUUUUCACUAUAUUAAGUUUUUGAAUCCAUGAGCAUGGAAUGUAGGUCUCUUUUACUAGUAGUUUAUAAUUUUCAUUGAAUAAGUCUUUUAUGUACCUGGCUAGGUUAAUAAUUCCUAAGUAUGUCAUUGUUUUGGGGGCUAUUGUAAAUGGUACUGUUGUUUUGAUUUCCUUUUCUGGAUACUUGUUAAUGUUGAGGAAACCAACAGAUUUUUGUGUGUUGAACUUGUAACCUGCAGUGUUGCUGAAUUCUGCUAUUAAUUCCAGCAGCUUUCUUGUGGAAUCUUAGGGUUUUCUGUGUAUAGGAUCAUGUCAUCUGUGAAUAUAGUUUUACUUCUUCUCUGAUUUGGAUACCUUUUAUUUCUCUUUCUUACCUUAUAGCUCUGGCUAGGACUUUUAGUACAGUAUUGAAUACGAGUGGUGAUAAUGAGCAUCCUUGUCUUCAUUCCCAUUUUCAAGGGGAAGUCUCUCAGUCUUUCUCCAUUGAGAAUAAUGUUGGCUAUUGGUGUGGCAUAUAUGUGGUUAAUUAUGUUGAGAAAUUUCCCUUCUAUUCCUAUUUUGGUGAGAGUUUUUUUUUUUUUUAAUCAGGAAAGGGUAUAUUGGGUUUUAGCAAAUGCAUUUUCUGCAUCAAUUGAUAUGAUCAUAUGGCUCUUUUCCAUUGUUUUAUUUAUGUGGUGAAUUACAUUGAUUUUCUAACGUUGAACCACUCUUGCAAUCCUGGUAUUAAUGCCAUUUGGUUGUGGCAUAUGAUUUUUUUUCGUAUGUUAUGGAAUUGUGUUCACUAGAAUUUUGUUGAAAAUUUUACAUUUAUAUUCAUGAGGGGUAUUGGUCUGUAAUUUUUGUGUGUGUGUGUGUGUGAUAUAUUUGCCUGAUUAUCAGGGUGAUGCUGGUUUCAUAGAAUGAGUUAAGGAAUAUUCUUUUCUGUGUUUUUGAAGAGUUUGAGUAGAAUUGGUGCCAGCUCUUUAAAUGUUUGGUAGAAUUGCCCAGUGAAGCUAUCUGGUCCUUGGCUUUUUGUUGUUGUUGACAGUUUUCUGGUGACAUCUUCAAUCUCUUCUUUUGUAAUGGGUCUGUUUAAAUUUUCUACCUCUGUUUAUGUUAGUUUGGGUAGGUAUUGUGUUUCUAGGAAUAUGUUCAUUUCAUCUAGGUUUUCAGGUUUGUUGGAGUACAGUUUUUCAUAGAGUUCUGUUAUGAUCCUAUUUAUCUCAGUUGGAUCUGUUGUCGUGUCUCCAGUUUCAUUUCUUAUUUUGGUUAUUUGCCUCUUGUAUUUUUAUUUUGUCAGUCUAGCCAGUGAUUUGCUAUAACAAAAUCAGUAAAGGUCUUUCAAAAAACCAACUCAUGUUCUUGAUUCUGUUGUUUUUCUGUUUCCUAUUUCAUUGAUUUCUGCUCUGAUCUUUGUUAUUUCCUUUCUUCUGGUAGCUUUGAUCUUCUUUUGCUCUUGCUUUUCUAUUUGUUCAAGUUACUGGUUUAAGCUAUUGAUUUUGGAUCUUUCUUUUUUAAUUUAGGCAUUUACUGCUUUGAAUUUUCCUCUGAGUCUUCUUUUGCUGUAUCCCAAAGGUUUUGAUAUGUUUUCGUUUUUGUCUGAUUCUAAGUAUUUUUUAAAUUUCACUUUUGAUUUCUUCUGUGACCCAAUAGUCUUUAAGCAGUGUGUUAUUUAGUUUUCCAUGUAAUUUCUUUUUCCUUAUUUUUUAUUUAUGGUGAUCUCCAGCUUCAUACCAUUAUGGUCAGAGAAGAUGCUUUGCAUGAUUUCAACCUUUCUAAAAUUUGUUGAGACUUGUUUUGUGUUGUAGCAUAUGGCUUAGUCUGAAAAAUGAUUCAUAAGCACUGGAAAAAAAUGUAUAUUCUAAUGAUAGGUGACGAUAGGUGGAGUGUCCUAUAUAUGUCCUUUAGGUCAGAUUGGCUUUGGAGUUUAAGUCCUCAGUGUCUUUACUGAUCUUUUUCAGAUGUUCUGUCCAGAAUUGAAAGUGGUGUGUUGAAGUCCCCUAUGAUGGAGUUGUGUGUUUCUCCUUUUUCACAUUAGUCAGUAUUUUUUUAUGUAUUUCGGAGCAUUGGUGUUAGGUGCGUAUAUGUUCAAGAUUGUUACGUCUUCUUGACAAACUGACCUUUUUAUUAUUAUAUAAUGUCCUUGUUGGUGAAGAAUAUUGAAUAUACAUGGACUGCCAGAAGGAUGAACAAAUCUGUCUUGGAAGUACAGCCAGAAUGUUUCUUAGAAGCAAGGACAGUGAAACUUUGUCUCAUGUACUUUGGACAUGUUGUCAGGAGAGACCAGUCCCUGGAGAAGGACAACAUGCUUGGUAAAGUAGAGGGUCUGUGAAAAAGAGGAAGACCUUCUAUGAGAUGGACUGACACAAUAGCUGCAACUCUGGGCUCAAGCAUAACAACAAUUGUGAGGAUGGCGCAGGACGGGACAGUAUCUCGUUCUGUUGUACCUGGGGUGGCUGUGAGUUGGAACCAACUUGACGACAUCCAACAACAACAGUGUCCUUCUUUAUCUCUUGUAAUAGAUUUCGGUUUAAAGCCUGUUUUAUUUGAUAUAAGUAUGGCCACCCCUGUUCUUUUUUGGUUACUGGUUGCAGGAAAUGUUUUUUUCCAUGUUUUUAUUUUCAGCGUAUUUGUGUCCUAUGUCUAAGGUGUGUUUUUUUGUAGGCAGCCAAAGGAUGGGUCAUGUUUUUUAAUCUGUUCUGUCACUCUCUGCCUUUUGCAUGGGGAGUUUAGACCAUUUACAUUUAAGGUUAUUACUGAAAACAAAUUGUACUUCGCUUAUUUUUCUAUGUUUUUUGAGUCUUAGAUUUGUCUUUUUAUUCUCAUUUUUCUGUUAUUUUUGUGUUUGGCUGCAUUUUUAUGAUGAGCCAUUUUGAUUUCUCUCUGCUUCUGUGUAUUUUUUCUAGGUGAUUUCUUAGUGGUUACCACAUGUAAUACAUUACACAACUUGUAGUUACAGCAACAUUUAAUAUACAGGCGAGUAAUAUGCAUUAACAUAUUAAAACUGUUCCUCCCAAGAGACCACAGGACCACAUGAACCAGAGACUCCACCAGGCUGAGACCAGAAGAACUAGAUGGUGCCCGGCUACCACCAAUGACUACCCUGACAGGGAACACAACAGAGAGUCCCAGAUGAAGCAGGAGAAAAGUUUGGAGCAGAACUCAAAUUCCCAUAAAAGACCAAACUUAAUGGUCUGACAGUUACUAGUGGAACCCCUGAAACUAUGGACCCCGGAUGCCCUGUGUCGUGGAUUGAAUUGUAUCCCCUAAAAAAUUAUGCAUCAUCUUGGUUAGGCCAUGAUUUCCAGUAUUGUGUGGUUGUCCUCUAUUUUGUGAUUGUAAUUUUAUGUUGAGAGGAUUAGGGUGGGAUUGUAACACCAUCCUUACUCAGGUCACCUCCCUGAUCCAAGGUAAAGGGAGUUUUCCUGGGGUGUGACCUGCAUCACCUUUUAUCUCUCAAGAGAUAAAAGGAAAGGGAAGCAACAGAGAGUUGGGGACCUCAUACCACCAAGAAAGCAGCACCAGGAGCAGAGCGCGUCCUUUGGACACGGGUCCCUACACCUGAGAAGCUCUUUAACCAGGGGAAGAUUGAGGACAAGGGGCUUCCUCCAGAGCCAACAGAGAGAUAAAGCCUUCCCCUGGAGCCGGCGCCCUGAGUUUGGACUUGUAACCUACUAGACUGUGAGAAAAUAAAUUUCUGUUUGUUAAAGCCGUACACUUAUGGUAUUUCUGUUAUGGCAGCACUAGAUAAUUAAGACGCCCCUUUAACCCAGAAUUGAAACCAUUCCGGAAGCCUACUCUUCAGACAAAGAUUAGACAGGACUAUAAAACAAAAAAGAAUACAUGUGAGGAGUAUGCUUCUUAGUUCAGUUAGAUACAUGAGACCAAAUGGGCAGGAAGAGAAGGCAGGAAGGGACAGGAACCGGUCGGAUGGACAUGGAACCCAGGGUGGAAAGGGGGAGUGUGCUAUCACACUGUGGUGAUUGCAAGUAAUGCCACAAAACUAUAUAUAUGUACAUUUUUGUAUGAGAAAUUAACUUGACUUGUAAACUUUCACCUGAAGCACAAUUUAAAAAAAGAAAAAAAAACUAUCCCCGUUUUGCUCUUCUCUCCCGCUCUUCUGUUGGUGAGCCUCUAUUGACAUCAUUAUAGAUCUGAUAGGUUUAAUUACUAUUUAUUUCUUAAUACAUUUAAUGUCGUAUUACUUGUGAAACUUAAGUACAGGUAGUUGCGACUUAAAACAUCUUUUGAGUUAUGACGAACUGCACUUAAACCUGUCCAUCUUUUGUUUUUGAUUUUGGUUUUUCUUUGUAAAUCUUAUCGUCAGUAACAUGUCCUGCAUACAGUGUUUCAGCACAUAAUUUGCUGAUGUUAUCAUUGUCAGAUGUUUACUUGCAAAUGUUCAAUUUCAUCAUUUACUGUUCAAAACAGUACCAUAUAGAUUUAGUUUUCUAAACUUGAAGACAUGGACCCAAACGCCAAUUGCUUUGCUAGAGUCGAUACGCAGAUUUGGAAAGCAGUGAGAUGUUAUCAUGAAAUGUAUGAAGGAAAAAAGAAAAUAACCAUACAGGCAACUCUCACUAAUUUUCUGACUAGAAAUGCCAUCCUCAUUCCCAGGGAUAAUCCAGAUGAUGCAGAACCUUCCACAAGUGAAGUUAUUUCUGCAGCUGACAAAAUGCCGUUGCCCAACUCUUCAUCAUUGGAGUAAAUUAUUAUGAUUUGUGUACUUUUUUUAUGUAUGUAUUAAAAUAUGUCUGUAAGUUUAUAUGUAAUGUUUUCAAUCCCCAAAGACAAAUGAAGAUCAGAUUUAUAAAGAUAAUAAAAGUCAAUAAUAAUGAAAACUAAAAAAAAAAAAAAAGAUGUGUUCAACUCUGCCAGAACCGACAUAGCCGGAGUCAUUGGAACAGAACUCCAUCUGUUUACCAUACUUAUUCAUUCUGUAUGCUGAGCACAUAAUCCGAGAAGCUGGACUAUAUGAAGAAGAACGUGGUAUCAGGAUUGGAGGUAGACUCAUUAACAGCCUGUGAUUGGCAGAUGACACAACCUUGCUUGCUGAAAGCGAAGAGGACAUGAAACACUUAAUGAUGAAGGUCAGACUACAGCCUUCAGUAUGGAUUACACCUCAACAUAAAACAAAAAUCCUCAAAACUGGACCCAUAAGCAACAUCGUGAUAAAUGGACAGAAGAUUGAAGUUGUCAUUUUACUUGGAUACACAAUCAACGUCCAUGGAAGCAGCAGUCAGGAAAUCAGAGGACGUAUUGCAUUGGGUAUAUCUGCUUCAAAAGACCUCUUUAAAGUGUUUAAAAAGCCAAGAUGUUACCUUGAGGACUGACAUGGAUUGAAUUGUGUCCCCCAAACAAUACGGGUCAACUUGGUUAGGCCAUGAUUCCCAGUAUUGUGUGGUUGUCCUCCAUUUUGUUAUUGUAAUUUUAUGUUGAGAGGAUUAGGGUGGGACUGUAACCACCCUUACUCAGGUCACCUCCCUGAUCCAAGGUAGAGGAAGUUACCCUGGGGUAUGGCCUGCACCAGCUUUUAUCUCUCAAGAGAUAAAAGGAAAGGGAAGCAAGCAGAGAGUUGGGGACCUCAUACCACCAAGAAAGCAGCACCAGGAGCAGAGUGCAUUGUUUGGACAUAAGGUCCCUGCACCUGAGAAGCUCCUCAACCAGGGGAAGAUUGAGGUGAAGGACCUUCCUCCAGAGCUGACAGAGAGAGAAAGCCUUCCCCUGAAGCUGAAGCCCUGAAUUUGGGCUGAGAACCUGCUAGACUGUGAGAAUAAAUUUCUUUUUGUUAAAGCCAUCUACUUGUGGUAUUUCUAAGACAAGGCCUAAAGUGCACCUGACCCAAGCCAUGGUAUUUUCAAUGGUCUCAUAUCCAUGGGAAAGCUGGACAAUGAAUAGGGAAGACUGAAGAAGAAUUGACACCUUUAAGUUGUGGUGUUGGCGAAGAAUAUUGAAUAUAUCAUGGACUGCAGAAGAACGAACAAAUCUUUCUUGGGAGAAGUACAGCCACAAUGCUCCUUAGAAUAAAGGAUGGUGAGCCUUCGUCUCAAGUACUUUGAACAUGUUACCAGGAGGGACUAGUCCCUGGAGAAGGUAAAGUAGAGGAAGACCCUCACCUAGAUGGAUUGACACAGUGGCAGCAACAAUGGACUGAAGCAUAGCAACAGUGGUGAGGUUGGCACAGGACUGGGCAAUGGUCCAUUCUAUGGUACAUAAGGUCGCUAUGAGUCGGAACCUACUCAAUAGCACUUAACAACAACAACAUCUGUUGUAGGUCAGUUUCAGUUGAUUCAUUUUUCUCAUUAUGUGUUAUAUUUUUCUGUUUCUUUGCAUGUCUGGUAAUUUUUCUUUGUAUGCCAGACUGAAUUUUACCUUGUUGGGUGCUAGAUAUUUUUAUAUUCCUAUAAACAUAUUUGAGGUUUGUCGUGUAACACAGUUCAGUUGCUUGAAAACAAUUUGAUUCUUUCAGGCCUUGCUUUUAAGAUUUGUUAGAUGGGGCCAAAGAUAAGUUUAGCUUGUCGUCGUUGUUGUCAUUGUUAGGGGCUGUCAAGUCAAUUCUGACUCAUAGUGACCCUAUAGGACAGAGUAGAAUUGCCUCAUAGGGUUUCCAAGGACCAGCUGGUAGAUAGAUAUGAACUGCUGACCUUUUGGUCAGCAGCGGAGCUCUUAACCACUUAGCUCCACGUUUAGCCUAAAAAAAAAAAAAAAAAAAUUUUUUUUUUUUUUUUAGCCUAGAGCUAAUUAUUUCCCAGUACAGAUAAAAGACUCUGCUGAGUACUCUAUCCAGUGUCCCACGAAUUUUGAGGUUUUUCAGUCUGUGGUGCCCAAUUCCUGGCCCUGUGUGAAUGCAGGGUUCUAUUAAAAAAAAAAAAACCAAACCCA
This is a messenger RNA of Loxodonta africana (African savanna elephant), 13558 nucleotides long. It is a transcript of the gene RET, whose product is annotated as ret proto-oncogene. Gene Ontology annotation, molecular function: ATP binding; calcium ion binding; transmembrane receptor protein tyrosine kinase activity. Gene Ontology annotation, cellular component: signaling receptor complex; plasma membrane; axon. Gene Ontology annotation, biological process: homophilic cell-cell adhesion; cell surface receptor protein tyrosine kinase signaling pathway; protein phosphorylation. The record is from RefSeq and is a predicted model, not a curated record. Bases 195 to 3647 code for a protein of 1150 amino acids. The transcript is spliced from 23 exons. NCBI's taxonomy places the organism in Eukaryota, Metazoa, Chordata, Mammalia, Proboscidea, Elephantidae.